Molecule: messenger RNA, 2422 nt
Organism: Oncorhynchus gorbuscha (pink salmon)
Lineage: Eukaryota; Metazoa; Chordata; Actinopteri; Salmoniformes; Salmonidae
Exons: 3
Coding region: 218-892 (224 amino acids)
Source: RefSeq, a predicted model, not a curated record
UUCAGGAACAACAACACGGAUACUAUUUCAACCACCUUGGUAGCUUGCUGGACAACAUAAAAGUGAAAUAUUGACGUUUUAGGCCAUGUUAAUGUGCAUUAGCUAAUCGCAGUGUAUAAAACACAUUUCAGUUGACGUUAACUUGAACCUAAUUUGCUUGUUCAAGUUGCAAAUGUGUUAAAGAUUGAUACUGAGCCUAGCACUAGGCUAUUCGCUAAUGCUAACUAGCUCGCUAACAUCCCUGACCAUGAGCUCAUUAAACUACUCAUCCCCUGCUAAAGAAGUGGAUGUCUGCUGUCCGGAGAAAGACGCUCUGGCGCUGAACAUUGUCGUGAAAGACGAAGAGGAGGAUAUUACAGUGAAAGGAGAGAAAGAAGCUCUGCCGCUGAACAUUGUCGUGAAAGACGAAGAGGAGGAUAUUACAGUGAAAGGAGAGAAAGAACCUUUCAGAAUGAAAAAGGAGGAAGAGGAGGCUGUUAUAGGGAAAGAAGAGAAAGCAUCCUCUUCCUCUCUAAAAGGUUCUAUCUCAGUAAAGGUGAAGGAGGAAGAGGUUUUGGGAGUUAAAGAGGAGACGACAGAAUAUCAGAUUAACACCAGAGAGAGACAUGACUAUUGUGGAUCCUCUGGGAAGCCUCAACAACAUCCUGAUGCUGACGAGGAAGAGAAGAGUCUCUCCAGAUCAGACCACCAGAUGGACAACACUAGCCCUUCCUCCCUCCCGGAGUCCCUGUAUCGUGCCUCUCCCGGUAGCACCUUACUGCUGGGUAUGAAGAGGUUGUCUGUGCUGCUGGUGGACUGCAGGAAAACAACAGGACUGAGUGGAACUGUGAGAGGAGAAGAGAAGAAAAGAUCAGAUUUGACUCAUCAAAGUAAGUGCUGUAGUUCAGUUUGAACAAAUACAAUAGAUCUGCCCACCGGUAUCUGUUACCAGUUCUGUUAGUUGACAGGAAGAUAGACUGGUGUAUAUGGAUGUUAUGAAUAUCAUAACACUGAAAAAGGAUUCUGCCAAUGAAAAGAGAGAAACCGAUUGAUCAUAUAAAACCUUGAUGAAAGUCAGCUUUGGAGAGAAAGUUUCAAUGAUCCGAUGUAAGAUGCUUGUUUUACAAAAACUUUUCCUUAAAACAAGGAUGUUACAUUGCCUGUCCCAGUCAACGCGGCUAUCUUUACAAGACUGUAGAACAGGCAAACUAAACUCAAGACUUUGGUAAUUAAUUAACUAGUACUGAAGAAAAGCUGUGAUCAGGCUGCCCACUCAAACGAAAGCUUCAAACUGUAACCAGUGCUGGCGACCUGGUUCAGGUUAUCAAUCAACCUACCAGGGUAGUGACAAACAGUAGAGGAAUGAAAUCAUCAACAUGGUUUGAUCAUAUCUUUACUAAUGCUGCAGAAAUGGGUUUUAAAGCAGUAUCCAGAUCCAUCAGAUGUAGUGAUCACAAUAUAGGAGCCAUGUUUAGGAAAACCACCGUUCCAAAGGCUGGGACUAAUAUUGUGUAUAAGAGGUCAUACAAUUUUAUGUAGUGAUUCCUAUGUUGUUGAUUUAAAUAAUAUUUGUUGGUCUGUGGUGUGUAAUGAUGAGCAACCAGACGCUGCCCUUGACACAUUUGAAGCUGCUUAUCCCAGUUACUAAUAAGCAGCACCCAUUAAGAAAAUGACUGUAAAAACUGUUAAAUACACGUGGAUUGAUGAGGAAUUAAAAAAUGGUAUUAUGAAGAGGGAGGCAAAAGAGAUGGCAAAUAGGUCUGGCUGUAUAACUGAUUGGCAAAUGUAUUGCAAAUUGAGACAUCAUUUGACUAAACUGAAUAAAAAGAAGAAACUACACAAUGAACCAAAGAUAAAUGACAUGAAGAAUGAAACUUAUUGCUCAAUGAAAGUCUAUAUCUAACAGAAGUGGGUGAAACGAACUUACCACCCUAACAACCAAACAAUGAACAGGUGAAAACAAUUAGACAAAACCAAACGAAAAAGGAUCGGUGGCAGCUAGUAGACCGGCGACGACGACCGCCGAGCGCCACCCGAACGGGGAGGGGAGCCACCUUCGGUAAUAUUCGUGACACCUAUUGCAAAUUGAGAAAUAAUGUGACUAAACUCAAUAUAAAGAAUAAACUACACUAUGAAACAAAGAUAAAUGACAUGAAGAAGGAUAGUAAAAAUCUUUGGAGCAUCUUCAAUGAAAUUUUGCGCAAAUAAAAUCAACAAUGACAAGUCACUGGUGUCUGACAACGUGGAUGGAAAAUUGAGGAUGAUAGCAGCCGAUAUUGCCAUUCCUAUUUGCCUUGUCUUUAAUUUAAGCCUACUCGAAAGUGUGUGCCCUCAGGCCUGGAGGGAAGCUAAAGUCAUUCCACUACCCAAGAAUAGUAAAGCUCCCUUUACUGGCUUAAAUAGCCGACCAAUCAGCCUUAAAUAGCCGACCAAUCAGCCUGUU